Molecule: messenger RNA, 1682 nt
Organism: Botrytis cinerea B05.10
Lineage: Eukaryota; Fungi; Ascomycota; Leotiomycetes; Helotiales; Sclerotiniaceae
Gene: Bcdao7
Product: Bcdao7
Exons: 3
Coding region: 78-1406 (442 amino acids)
Biological process (GO): retrograde transport, endosome to Golgi
Cellular component (GO): cytoplasm; late endosome
Molecular function (GO): oxidoreductase activity
Source: RefSeq, a predicted model, not a curated record
UACCAAAGCACGCACGCACGGCUGGUGGGCUACUCAGUACCUGUCCAUCGUGAAACUCUAUCUGCAUAAACAUUAUUAUGCUUAAGAAACAAUCCGAGCACUGGAUGAAAACAAUGGCAACUUCACCUACUUCACCAACUUCACCAACAUCUCCCAAGGAAAAGAAGAGAAAUAUUGUAAUUAUUGGUGGUGGAAUCAUCGGUUGCACAUCUGCCUAUUACCUCACUCGCCACCCCUCAUACAACCCCUCCACGACAAAAAUCACCAUCAUCGAAGCCCAAUCUAUCGCAUCCGCAGCAUCUGGAAAAGCAGGUGGAUUGCUCGCACUGUGGGCACGACCAGCGUCCAUCGUCCCCCUUUCAUACAAACUUCACGCCGAAUUGGCACAGGAACACGAUGGCGCAAAGAGAUGGGGAUACCGUCAAUUGCAUUGUGGAUCGAUAGGAGCCAAAGCACGACUCAUCUCGGAAGCCGACCCGAAAGCGCCAACGGAGAAUGAAGGAGAAGCGUGGAAGAAACUACCCAAGACCGAUAUGAAGAAACAGAAAAAAUACUCGGGCGAUGAUGUCCCGUCGACGUUGGAUUGGUUCGAAAAUGAUAACAUAAAAUGGUAUUCCGAAAUGGGUACUCCAGAGACAACAGCACAAGUUCAUCCAUAUCAGUUUACCACUUCAAUGGCAGAUUUGGCCGUGGAAAAGGGCGUCGAAAUUAUUUAUGGUUCGGUGACUGCAAUUGACUAUACUGGAAAUAGUGUAAAAGGUGUUACCUAUGAGGACAAGGAGACGAAACAUAUUCAUAUGUUACCCGCAAAUGAUGUUAUAUUAUCUGCUGGCCCUUGGACAAGUCAUGUAUGGCCGGAAGCACCAAUCACUUCACAAAGAGCUCAUAGUGUUGUGAUUGAAGCGGAAGUAUCUCCAUGGGCAGUCUUUACAGAAAUCGACUUACCAAAAGGAUUUGGAAGAAAGAGUGAAGAUGGGGCGAAGAAGAGAAAACAUGAUAAGAUGGUUAAUCCCGAGAUGUAUGCUAGACCUGAUGGGACAGUAUAUGCUUGUGGUGAAGGAGAUGAGAGAAUUCCUCUUCCUAAAUCUUCCAAUCUAGUUGUAUGCGAUGAAUCUAGUUGCGAUGAUAUUAUCGAUUACGUAGGAUCGAUAUCUGAUCCUAUGCGAAAGGGAAAAGUUGUAGCUAGACAAGCAUGUUAUCUCCCAUUAGCUAGUAGUGGUGGGGGUCCAUUGAUUGGUCAUACAGGUAUUCGAGGACUUUUCUUGGCAGCAGGACAUACAUGUUGGGGAAUUCAAAAUAGUUGUGCGACGGGAAAAUUGAUGAGUGAGUUCUUGUUUGAGGGAGAAGCGAAGAGUGCAGAUAUUCAUAGUUUGGAUCCGAGAAAGGUUUUGGGUGGUGAGGAUUAAGUAUGUAUGGUGAGAAAGGGGAUAGUAGUAGUAGGUAUCUAGUAGUAUUUGUAUUUAAUGACAUUUAUGAAUAUUUUUCCCGUUGGUAAUUAAUUAGGUUGUGUAGAGAAGAACUUGAGCUUCAGAAUUGAAUCGAGGAGAUUUAUUGGAUUGGAUUGGAUUGGAUUGCGGUAUUCAUUAGCUUUCAUACUUUCCUAUUGUCUUUUUCUCUCUCUUUUUUUUUUUUAAAUCAUAUGGUUGAUACAAUACCUACCUACCUACCUAUCUAUUCUUCAC